AUGGCCCGACUCACCGGCACCUGGAGGCUCAUCGCCUCGACCCCGCGUCUGCAACGGUCCUCGCAAGCUCUGUCAGUCUUUGGCACACGGGCCUACAUUUUCGGCGGCGAAUUGCAGCCCCGCCAGCCCAUCGACAAUCAGGUCGAUGUGGUAGAGCUCCAAAGUAGCGACUCAUCAAAAGCCACAUCAACACUCGCUACGGCUUCCGACGCGCCCUCGCCGAGGGUAGGCUCGCCCAGCGCAGUUGCGCGAGACGGCCUCUACAUCUUCUCCGGGCGUGGCGGCGUGGCGAUGGCCCCUGUGGAGGAGUGCGGUGCUCUCUGGCGCUUUGAUCGCCAAAGCCAGUCAUGGGAGUGCCUCAAGCCGGCAGAUAGCAGCGCGUCGUGUCCCGCAGGACGCAGCUACCACUGCCUGACGUCCGACUCGCUUGAUACGAUCUAUGUUCACGCCGGCUGCCCCGAGAAGGGCAGACUCGCAGAUCUAUGGUCGUUCGACCUCGAGUCUCGUGUUUGGACGGAGCUGCCUGCUGCUCCCGCCCCUGCUCGCGGCGGUGCAUCCAUCGCCUGGGCUGACGACAAGGUGUACCGCAUGAAUGGCUUCGAUGGGUCUACGGAGCAGGGAGGUGCCGUCGAUGUCUACGACACAGCAUCGCAGGCCUGGAGCACUAUCGUCUUCAAGCCGGAUGGUGUCGAAGGGCCGGAACCGCGCAGCGUGUCGGCUCUGAUGGUUGUCAAGAUUCAGCGUAAGAAUUACCUCGUCACCUUGUUCGGCGAGCAUGAUCCCAGCUCUCUCGGACAUGCCGGUGCGGGAAAGAUGCUCGCUGAUGUCUGGGCCUUUGACAUUGACGGGAAGGCUUGGACCAAGGUCGAGUUCGCGGGAGAGUCUCCUGCGCCUCGCGGGUGGUUCGAUGCUGAUGUUGCAAGCAUAGUUGGAGAGAAUGAUAGAGUCAUUGUGCAUGGUGGACUUGCGGAGGAUAAUUCUCGAUUGGGUGAUCAGGUCGAAAGAAUGGCGAGCGAAUCUCAAUCCGGCACCUCCGGACCCGGAACCGGAGCUACAGAGUGCCAAGACCAGCUCGAUGUCCACCGGCCUGGGCCGACUCAUCAUCAUGUUUCACGGAGCGCAUCGCCCCCGGUUCUGACAAGUGACGGCGAUCUAGUACGCUACGAGGCUGAGCCAUCCAUGAUAUUGAACCCAGAGUCCGAGCACCCCCUCAACUUCCACGACACCGUGCCCCGCGCCGUCGAGAUCCGCCUCUACGUCUCGCACUUCCUGUCCACCUGGAACUCGCGCCUGUUCGAGUUCGCCGCCGUCCUGUUCCUCGCCUCCAUCUACCCGCACACCCUGCUGCCACUAUCUGUCUACGCCCUCGUGCGCAAUGCCGCCGCCAUCCUCCUUGCGCAGUCCGUGGGCUCGCUCAUUGACCAUGCGCACCGCCUUGCCGUUGUCCGCGCCUCGAUCAUUGGGCAGCGACUAGCCGUAGCUGGAAGCUGUGCGCUGUUCUGGGCCAUGGAGGAGAAGAGGGUGCAGAGCCGAGCGAUGAAUGGGCUAUUCGCGCUGUCGGUGGUCCUGGCUUGCGUGGAGAAGCUUUGCUCGUUGAUGAAUCUUGUGGCCGUAGAGAGGGACUGGGUUGUUGUGAUUACCGAGGGUGACGAGACAGCUCGUCGGGUUUUGAAUGCCCGCAUCCGCCGCAUCGACCUCUUUUGCAAAUUGAUCGGCCCUCUCUUCAUCUCGACAGUCAUGAUUUCGUCCACGUCAAUCGCCAUAUGGACCACGCUUGCUAUGAAUCUCUUGUCAGUCUUUGUAGAGAUGGUCAGCAUUGGACAGGUCUUCAAAAGAGUGCCAGCACUGAGCCUCAGAGGCGAUCUUGUGGAUCGGCAAGACCAAGCAACAACUGAUAGACCACCCUCUGGAAUCAGCUCUGUCUUGAAGUCCUGGACAUACCGUAUCCUGCCCAUUUCAUCCCUUCCCUUCUACUUCCGCCACCCUGCCUUCCUGCCUUCCUUCGCUCUCGCUCUGCUUUACUUCACUGUGCUGUCUUUCUCGGGCCAGAUGAUCACAUAUCUCAUCUCUGUCGGCUACACGUCAUUACACGUGGGAAUUGCCCGGACAGUCAGCACAAUCCUCGAGCUCAGUGCCACAUGGGUCGCACCAUAUCUCAUGAAGAAGAUCGGGACCAUUCGCGGCGGCAUUUGGAGCAUAUCGUGGCAAGCAGCCUGGCUUGGGGGAGCUCUUGCCUUCUUCUUCGCUGGCGACCAUACGUUAGGCACCUACGGCCUUGCGCCCGCCACUGGGCUCGCCGUUGGGGUGGCCUUGAGCCGUGUCGGGCUAUGGGGCUACGACCUUUGUGCGCAGAACAUCAUCCAGGAUGAGGUGGAAGCACAGUUCAGGGGCACGUUCUCGACUGUCGAAGCAUCUUUCCAGAAUCUCUUCGAGCUUCUGUCCUAUGCCUCGACCAUCAUCUUCUCUCGCCCAGACCAGUUCCGCUGGCCAGUCAUUAUCAGCGUGGUCGCCGUCUAUGCUGCCGGUGGCCUCUACACAGCCUUCGUCCGCAAGCGACGCGGGCACCUUCUCCACAUGCCUCCCUGUCUUAACAGCGAAAAGAUUACCUUGAGACAAGACAGAGCUUAG
This is a messenger RNA of Thyridium curvatum, 2628 nucleotides long. RefSeq lists its product as uncharacterized. Gene Ontology annotation, molecular function: iron ion transmembrane transporter activity; protein binding. The transcript has 7 exons. NCBI's taxonomy places the organism in Eukaryota, Fungi, Ascomycota, Sordariomycetes, Thyridiales, Thyridiaceae. The record is from RefSeq and is a predicted model, not a curated record. Bases 1 to 2628 code for a protein of 875 amino acids. Gene Ontology annotation, cellular component: membrane. Gene Ontology annotation, biological process: iron ion transmembrane transport.